AAUAAUCGUUCAAAUAAACAUGACUCGUGAGAACGCGCCUUUAGAAAUCCAUGUUGGAAUUGCACUUCGUCGUCUAUUCUUCCAUGACGCGUCUAGAAUGUUCUCGGCUCAUCGUUACUCAGCUCCAUGAAUGGUUGAGCGGGUAUUGUGCAACUAUAAUAUACGUACGCGUCCGUAUCCCCACUUUUGUUCAUCAUCAACGUUCUGUACGUACACUGACGCGAUAACGUUCAUUGCUCUGCCAUUUUGCUCCUGAAUUCAGAACUGAUCGCAAGUCUUUAUACUACAAGACUUCAUUCAUUCAUUCCUAUAUUCAUAAAACAGUACUCAAUUUCACAUUAAAAUGGAUGCUAAAACUCCAGCAGUAGGUAUCGAUUUGGGUACCACCUAUUCAUGUGUAGGUGUUUUCCAACAUGGUAAAGUGGAGAUCAUUGCCAACGAUCAAGGAAAUCGUACUACACCUAGUUAUGUUGGUUUCACUGAAACUGAACGUCUCAUUGGUGAUGCUGCCAAAAACCAAGUUGCCAUGAACCCUAACAACACAAUCUUUGAUGCCAAGCGAUUGAUUGGAAGACGUUUUGAAGAUUCUACUGUACAAGCUGAUAUGAAACAUUGGCCUUUUGAAGUAAUCAGUGAUGGUGGCAAGCCUAAAAUCAAAAUUUCAUACAAAGGAGAAAAUAAAAUUUUCUCUCCUGAAGAGGUGUCUUCCAUGGUUUUAACUAAGAUGAAGGAAACUGCUGAAGCCUAUUUGGGAAAGACUGUUACUAAUGCCGUAAUUACUGUUCCUGCUUAUUUCAAUGACUCGCAACGUCAAGCUACUAAGGAUUCCGGUACCAUUGCUGGUUUAAAUGUCAUGCGUAUCAUCAACGAGCCCACAGCUGCUGCUAUUGCUUAUGGUUUAGAUAAGAAAACGUCUGGAGAACGUAAUGUUCUCAUUUUUGAUUUGGGUGGUGGUACUUUUGAUGUUUCCAUUUUAACCAUUGAGGACGGAAUAUUUGAAGUAAAAUCAACUGCUGGAGAUACUCACUUGGGAGGUGAAGAUUUUGACAACCGAAUGGUCAAUCACUUUGUUCAAGAAUUCAAACGUAAGCACAAAAAGGAUGUAACUACCAACAAGAGGGCUUUAAGACGUUUGAGGACUGCCUGUGAACGUGCUAAGCGUACUCUUUCUUCAUCCACUCAAGCCAGUAUUGAAAUUGAUUCAUUGUUCGAAGGAGUUGAUUUCUAUACUUCAAUUACUCGUGCUCGUUUUGAAGAAUUGAAUGCUGAUCUAUUCCGUAGCACCAUGGAGCCAGUUGAGAAAUCGCUGCGAGAUGCUAAAAUUGACAAAUCUGCCAUCAAUGAUAUUGUAUUGGUGGGAGGUUCUACCCGUAUCCCUAAGGUUCAAAAAUUGUUGCAAGAUUUCUUCAAUGGCAAAGAACUGAACAAGUCAAUUAAUCCUGAUGAGGCUGUUGCUUAUGGUGCUGCAGUACAAGCAGCUAUCUUGCAUGGAGAUAAAUCUGAAGAAGUACAAGACCUUUUGUUGCUUGAUGUUACCCCUUUGUCUUUGGGUAUUGAAACUGCUGGUGGUGUGAUGACUGCUCUAAUCAAGCGUAACACAACUAUCCCAACCAAACAAACUCAAACUUUCACCACCUAUUCUGAUAACCAACCUGGUGUAUUGAUCCAAGUGUACGAAGGAGAACGUGCCAUGACUAAAGACAAUAAUUUGUUGGGAAAAUUCGAGCUAACUGCUAUUCCUCCUGCACCACGUGGUGUUCCACAAAUUGAGGUCACUUUUGAUAUUGAUGCUAACGGUAUUUUGAAUGUCAGUGCCAUUGAAAAGUCUACCAAUAAAGAAAACAAGAUUACUAUCACCAAUGACAAAGGACGUUUGAGCAAGGAAGACAUUGAGCGUAUGGUAAAUGAUGCUGAAAAAUACAAGAAUGAAGAUGAACAACAAAAGAAUGUGAUUGCUGCCAAAAAUGGUUUGGAAUCUUACUGCUUCAACAUGAAGAGUACAAUGGAAGACGAAAAAAUUAAAGACAAAAUACCAGACACUGACAAGACAAUAAUUUUGGACAAAGUCAGUGAUACUAUCAAAUGGUUGGAUGCCAAUCAACUGGCCGAAAAAGAUGAAUAUGAACAUAAACAAAAAGAAUUAGAAGCUAUUUGCAACCCAAUCAUCACCAAAUUGUAUGCUGGUGCUAGUGGUGGUGGUAUGCCAGGAGGCAUGCCUGGAGGUAUGCCUGGAUUCCCAGGAGCAGGACCUGGUGGUGCUGGUGGACCUGCCUCAGGUGCUGGUUCAGGAGCUGGCCCUACAAUUGAAGAAGUUGAUUAAACUGUUUAAUUCCAUCACAUUCCUUGCCAUGGUAAAAACACCAGUAAAUGAUAAAUGAUAUUUUUUUUUGUACUGUUUCAUUUACUUAUCAAAUAAAAAAUAAACAACCAUAAAUGAUGAA
Sipha flava (yellow sugarcane aphid) is the source of this 2441-nucleotide messenger RNA. RefSeq names its product heat shock 70 kDa protein cognate 4-like. The coding region runs from base 344 to 2320 and encodes 658 amino acids. NCBI's taxonomy places the organism in Eukaryota, Metazoa, Arthropoda, Insecta, Hemiptera, Aphididae. Gene Ontology annotation, biological process: cellular response to unfolded protein; protein refolding; vesicle-mediated transport. The transcript is spliced from 4 exons. Gene Ontology annotation, molecular function: ATP-dependent protein folding chaperone; heat shock protein binding; misfolded protein binding. Gene Ontology annotation, cellular component: nucleus; cytoplasm; plasma membrane. The record is from RefSeq and is a predicted model, not a curated record.